AUGCAGGACCGUCUUACUGACAUGGCAAUUGGAAAUGUGCUUUCUAAUGCUGUCAACAUUGGGUACCGUCUGAAUUUGUUCAAGGCGAUCGCUGAAAUUUCCAGCCCAGAAAAUCCGGUGCUUCCGGAGCAAAUUGCUGAAAAAGCUGGAUGCAAGGAGAGAUACGUUCGCGAAUGGUGUAACACUUUGGCAUGUGGGCAUGUUCUUGAAGUUAAUGAGGAGGAAAAAUUCUGGAUUGCCAAGGAGAACUUGGAGUCUUUGACCACUGACAACUUUCCACUCAUCUACAACGCCAUGCUCACCACUAUUCUCCGCCCUAUCGAUAAUCUAAUCGAAUGUUUCAAAAAAGAUGGGCCGUACGGUCUGGACUACGCGGUCUACUCGGAUUUUGAAGAAAUGCAACAAAUGUUUGCGAAAACUACCAGCGAGGGUUAUGUGAUUUCUUCAAUGAUCCCAGAUGUUGGUCAUGGAAUUCAAGAAAAACUAGAAGCUGGAAUCCGUGUUCUUGAUGUCGGGUGUGGUGGAGGUCUUCAUGUUCGCUUGCUCGCCGAGCAUUUUCCAAACUCCAAAUUCGUUGGAUUGGAUAUCACUCAGAAAGCAAUAGAAGCGGCUAGAUUGGUGAAGAAAUCAGAUGGUACUGCUUUUAAGAACGUGGAGUUUGUUGUGGGAGAUGCUGGAAGUAUGCCGAAGAGCUACACGGAUUCGUUCGAUUUGGUUCUCUUGUUUGGGUCUUGUCACGAUCAGAUGAGACCGGAUUUGUGCAUGCUGGAAGUUCAUCGCGUCGUCAAACCAGACGGAUGGGUGGUUGUCACUGACGUCGACGGCUCCAGCAAUGUUCACACGGACCGUGAAACUUUUGGAAAAAUGGCGGCGAUGAAGUAUGGUGGAUCAAUGCUCCAUUGUCUUCCAGUUGGCAGCAAUGCUCCGGAAGCUCUGUGCUGUGGAUCCAUGUGGGGACGAAAACGGGCGGUCGCUCUGAUGAAUCAAUGCGGAUUCGAUGAUGUGGAAGUUAAAGCUAUGAAUUGUUCGCCAGGCAGUGUUCUGUACAUCAUGAAGAAAUAG
This is a messenger RNA of Caenorhabditis briggsae, 1062 nucleotides long. Lineage: Eukaryota; Metazoa; Nematoda; Chromadorea; Rhabditida; Rhabditidae. The transcript is spliced from 5 exons. The coding region runs from base 1 to 1062 and encodes 353 amino acids. The record is from RefSeq and is a predicted model, not a curated record.